Messenger RNA from Exserohilum turcica Et28A, 2386 nucleotides. RefSeq lists its product as uncharacterized. The coding region runs from base 41 to 2296 and encodes 751 amino acids. NCBI's taxonomy places the organism in Eukaryota, Fungi, Ascomycota, Dothideomycetes, Pleosporales, Pleosporaceae. Gene Ontology annotation, cellular component: nucleolus. The record is from RefSeq and is a predicted model, not a curated record. The transcript is spliced from 4 exons. Gene Ontology annotation, biological process: ribosomal large subunit biogenesis; ribosomal large subunit export from nucleus.
GCUUCGCCCAUCGUCCGCCAGCGCACCUCGCUCCGCAAUCAUGAAGCGCAAAGUAGGCGCUUUGGAGAAGCUCGAAUCGGACCAUGCUGCGCUGCGAUUCAAGCUGAAGAGGGACCCUCAGUCAUACAGGGACGACUUUGAGCAGCAGUACCAGCAAUACCGGACACUGCUGGACUUGUUCCUCGCCGACCCCUCUACUACAGACGGAGGUCUUGUCGCGCUGAAAGAUCUCAUAGAAUUCGUAUCGCACACGGCGAACCUAUACCCCGACCUCACGCUACCCGAAUUUCCACAGAGUCUUAUAGACCUGCUGGCCACGCACCAUGAAGUCCUUGAAAUGGAUCUGCGCGACAAAGUCGUUGGCGCCAUCUGCCUGCUCAAGAACAAGGAUGUGAUCGACUCAGUCACUCUUCUCAACACAUUGUUUCCAAUUCUGGUGGCGACGAACUCAAAGUCGCUCCGAGCUUUACUCUUCCAGAAGAUUGUGUCGGAUGUCCGGUCUUCAAAUGCGAAAGCCACGAAUCACAAGGUCAACAAGGCGCUGCAGACGACCUUGUAUAACCUCCUCGAAGCCGACACGACUUCCCCACGCGGUUUUCUAGCUGUUAAAAUCGUAAGGGAUCUAUGGAAGCGCCAAGUAUGGGCCGAUGCGAGGACUGUCGAGGUGAUGCGAUUGGCUGCGUUGAGCGAUAACGAGAAGACUAUUGCAGGUGGAGUCAGGUUCUUCCUGGGUGGUGACCAGGAGAGAGAGGCAGCUGCCGAAGAUAGCGACGACGAUAACGAGUUGGACAUGGCCAAAUUGAGACAUCAAGUGGGCAUCAACAAGAAGACCAAGAAGAAGUCACGCGAAUUGAAGCAAGCCGCUGCUACUAUGAAAAAGAAGGAGAAAAAGAAGAAUGCUCCACACCCAUUGAAUUUCAGCGCCUUGCACCUUCUCCACGACCCCCAAGGCUUCGCCGAGACGCUUUUUUCAAAGCACAUCCAAAAUUCGAAGAACAAACUUUCCCUUGAGACGAAGCUCUUAGCCCUGCAGCUUGUGACGCGGCUUGUUGGAUUGCACCAACUCACAGUACUACCGCUGUACUCGUAUUUCUUAAAGCACCUCACACCUCGGCAAGCGUCAGUCACCACUUACCUCGCAUGCUUAGCGCAAGCUACCCAUACAUACGUACCGCCGGAUGUCCUCGAGCCACUGAUCCAAAAGAUUGCAAACGAAUUUGUGUCGGAAGCAUCAGCCUCUGAGGUUGCGGCAGCAGGAUUGAACGCUAUUCGUGAAAUAUGCGCACGCCAGCCCCUGGCCAUGACGGACACACUGCUACAAGACUUGGUCAUGUACCGUAAAUCGAAGGACAAGGGCACAAUGAUGGCCGCCAAGGGUCUCCUCUCGCUAUAUCGCGAAGUUGGUGCCGACCUCCUCAAGAAGCGUGAUCGUGGCAAGGACGCGACAAUGGGUAUCCGUGCCGGCACAAUUCAAGAGCGACGUUAUGGUGAAGAAGCCAUUGGCGAGAUUGAAGGCAUUGAACUCCUCGAAAAGUGGAAGGAGGAGGAACGCAGGAAAAAGUUAGAAGCUGCUGGACUGGACCCUGACGCAGACAACGGCGAUGUUGAGCUCGAGGACGACGAGGACGACUGGAAGAAAUGGGAAGUAGAAAGUGACGGUGACAGUGACGACUCUGGAGGAUGGAUCAACGUGGAGAGUGACGGUGAAGACAUUCAAAUCAGCGACUCGGAAGACGAAAAAGAAGACAACAAGGAGCGGCCAAGCAAGAAAGCAAAACUCAACAGCGCAACACCCGCACCAGGCACAGACGCCUCCAAGAGCGAGGAACCAGAAGCCAAAUCCAUAUCCAAGCUCCUCACCACGACCAUCCUCACGCCCGCCGAUCUCAAACAACUGCAAGCCCUCCGCGCCUCAUCCACCAUCACCUCGUCGCUGGCCUCGCACAAGCGCGCCCAGCUCCUCGCCGCGCGCCACCCCGACGAAGCCAUCACAGCCGAAACCAUCGAGCUCGCGGCCUCGCUCGGCAAAAAGAACACAAAGGAAGAGAAGAUCGCAAUGGCAAAACAAGACCGCGAAACAAACCACAUGUCGCAGACAGCCAAGCGCAAGGAAAAGCGCCAUGCAGAGGGCAAGAGCACUACCAACCAGGACAAGGCUCGCAAGAAAAACUUCAUGAUGACCCUGGGUAAGGCUAAGAGCAAGAAUAAGAGGAGCUUGGGCGAUGUCAAGAAGACGCUGCUGGGACAUGUGGAGAGGAAGAAGAGGGGUGGGAAGAGGGGAAAUAAGGGGCAUUAAGUGUUUUUGUGGUUUGUGUAUGUGUAUGUGAUGGAUGGGGGGUAUAUAUGUUGUUCGUCUCUUUGGGAAAAGUUCAUACAUGGACAUGGC